UUGUCUUUGUCAAACUAAAUCAGCUGCUAAAUCAGUGAAAAGUUUGAUCGCUAUGGUGCUAACCAAAACAAUAAAUAAUAUUUUCAAAGUAAAUGAUUAUAGUGAAAUCUACAGAAUCCGUAUAAUUCUGUUACUUUGCAUAGUUUGCAUUGGUGUAAUUUAGUUUUUAAAUCAUUGUCGCAACAAAAGGAAGUUUGUUUGUUUAAGUGAUGUGCAUUUAUUAAUGCUUAUUAUUUGAGGUGGAAAUUGAUAUUGUAAUAUAAAAAAUGUCAACAAGUGAAGCAGAUUUAAGUGAUUCUAAUUUGGAAUCGCCGUUUUCGCAAUCGGACUCCCCGUAUAGUUCGCCAUCCCAACAAGUGCCACAACUUGCCAAUUUCAUAUCAGAGUUAUCAUGUAAAGAUACAAUUCAAAAGAGAGGCAAUAUGCCAUAUCUGCAGAUUGUGGAGCAACCACAAAACCACUUCCGGUUUAGGUACAAAAGUGAAAUGAUUGGGACGCAUGGCUGUCUUCUUGGAAAGUCCACAUCGUCUAGCAAAACAAAAACCCAUCCAACUGUAGAAUUAUGUAACUUCCACGGGAAAGCACUGUUAAGAUGCAGAUUGGUAAGACAUGAUGCAGAUGAAGAACAUCCUCACCGGUUGCUGGAAGAUGACCAGGACCGAGAUGUGACGGGUGUUCUGCCUCAACGUGGGAGCUACAGAGUAGCGUUUAGUGGUAUAGGUAUAAUUCAUACUGCCAAAAAAGAUGUCGCAGCACUUUUGUAUCAAAAAUAUAUGCAAGAUAAACAUGGAAGCGGAUCUAUGAAUGAAAAUGGGAUUCGCCUAAUGUGCGAAAAUAGCGCGAAAAAUAUCAACUUAAAUAUCGUUCGGCUAAAAUUCAGCGCCCACGAUUUGAACACGGAUAAAGAGAUUUGCCCACCGGUGUUCUCUGAACCCAUUCACAAUAUGAAGAGUGCGGCUACAAAUGAUUUAAAGAUAUGCCGAAUGAGUCGAUGUUACGGCCGGCCCCAGGGUAGCGAUGACGUCUUCAUACUUGUAGAAAAAGUUAAUAAAAAAAACAUAAUGAUCAGAUUUUUCGAAUUGGAUGAGAGAGGUGAACGUACCUGGACGGCCACAGGAACGUUUUUGCAAAGCGACGUGCAUCAUCAAUAUGCGAUUGUUUUCAGGACACCACAGUACAGGGACCCGCAAACCGCAAAAGAUGUUACAGUUUAUAUUGAGCUAGUGCGACCGUCCGACGGGAGGACCAGUGAGCCCAAAGAGUUUACCUACAAGGCGGAAACUAUUUAUAAGCAAAACAAAAAAAGAAAAGCCAAUAGUUAUUCUUCAUACUCAUCCUUAGAGAGUGUAUCAGGUGGUUCAGUGAAAAGUUACAAGGACGUGCCCAUAUCUGUAGAGUAUGUUAAUCAAAACAAUAAUUUCUUUAAUAAAAAUGAGGAUGAAUUAAUGAAAGAAAUUCCUGCGUUCACUAUAAAAGUUCCCGAAAUGCAGCAAGUGGCGCCGACGUCGGACUCCAUGAUGGCGGACGCAAUCCUGUACGACAUCGGCUCUGCACCGCUCGGCAUGGAGCCGCCGCUCAAGCUCAGCCCCAUGCUGGGCCAGCCCAACGUGCCCGCGCCGCCUGGCCCGCCCGAGCUGCAGUUGCACUCCUCGGAGAUGGACCGCAUCCUGGAGCGCAGCAUCGAGCCCGAGGAGAAGAAACGCUUUUACGAGACUGACUUAAGUGAAUAUUUUAAACAGUUCGAUGGCAGUUUACCGGAUAUGAAUGAGCCAGGCGUUUUGGAUAUUCUCAAAUGCUCAAUGUUCGCAACGGAUUCCGGCAGAGCGAAGAAUGUGAGAGAUGCUACAAAUGUGACAAUAAAAGAAGAAAGUCCAAAACUCAAUGCCAAAAAGAUGAACGCUGGAGAAUACUCUGCCGUUUAUAAGUCGGAGGACGGCCAGGAAGUCAAAAAGCUGGUGAAGGAGCUUUGCGAAAUGAUAAGAAACAAAACCACGUUUAAGAAGCAAGACGUCAGAAGAAAAUUGGAAAGGCUAUUCGAAAUGCGAUUGAGCAACGGAGAUACUUUUCUCCACAUGACCCUAUGCAGUAACCAGCCGAGUCUGGAAUACAUUGUGAAACUGAUUCACAGUAUGAAAAUGACGAAACUAUUGAAUUUAAAAAACAAUCAGAUGCAAACCAUCCUUCAUCUUGCAAUUAGUAAUGAUUCUCCAAAGCUCGUGUCGUUUUUGGUCGCAAAAGGAUGUAACCCAAUGGAAGAAGCCCACGAAGGGAACAACGCAGUGCACUACGCGGUCAUCUGCCAGACGUGCCUCGAACCCUUGCUGGAAGCCGUCGAGACCCAUGGCGUCAGUUGCGAUAUCAACGCCUACAACAACGAGAAGCAGAGUCCGUUGCAUUUGGCAGUGGUAUACGCGUCCGCGGAGAGCGCCGCCACACUGCUGCGGCACGGCGCGAGCACGAACGCGCGCGACGCCAGCGGCCGCACGCCGCUGCACCUCGCCGCCACGGACGACUGCCUCGACGUGGCGCGCCUGCUGCUCGACGUCGUGCCGCCCAGCGACAUUGACGUUGUGGACGGAAAAGGUUACACCGCGUUGCAAAUAGUUUGCGACGGUCCAGUGAGGCCGAACACGCUCGAGAUCGCUAAACUUCUGCUUGAGAAAAAAGCGGACCCCAUGAAGCACGAGGAGUACAACCAGCCGGCGUGGCGCCUGGCGCGCAGCAAGCCCGCGCUGCUGGCGCUGCUGCAGCGGCACGCCGACCUGCCGCCGUUCGACGACGACGUCAAGUCCGAGCCCGAGGACGACUUCGAGUCCGCGGACGAGGGCGAGGUGGAGGGCGCGCUGGCGGAGCUGCCGCUGUACGUGGAGGAGCUGGCGGCGCUGCUGGACGAGCGGCGCGCGUGGCGCGAGCUGGCGCGGCGCCUCAGCAAGGAGUCGCUGCUGGCCUGGUACGGCGCCACGCCCAGCCCCACAAGGACCCUCCUCAACCACAUCAAGGAGUGUGAUGACAGCAUCACUUCAAAGUCAUUGGCGCUUUUACUAGACGACAUUGGAUAUUUGGAUGCGGCUAUGAUCGUAAGAAGAUACCUCAACGAUUGACACCACAGGCUCAAAAUAUUGUUGAUAUGGCAAAGUAAUUAUUGAAUGGUAAAGCUCUAGUUUCCUCGGACAGCGGUGGCAUCUCAGCGUCCGCUUUAUCCGAGUAGUACGAGAUAAGAACGACCUUAACCCUUCUGGUCACCAGAUGAAACGUGCAUUUUAGGGUUCCGGACCCCCGGUCCGACCGCUGUCUGUCAGAGGGCUGUCCCUCGUGAACCGUAAUAGGCAAAGAGCUGAUAUUUUCACAAAAUGUGUUUUCCUAUUGCCGCUAUAACACAAAUACAAAUAAAUAAUACAGCUAAAUACAAUUAACAAGUUAUUUCUUGUAUGGAACGCUUCGUGUGCGAGUCUCGCACUUGACCGAUUUUUCCCACUUUAUUUAAUUUUCUCACUUAUCUGAUAACCAAACGAAUUAAAUAUAAUGCAUUCAAAAUAACAAAGGUUACUCGUUUCCUUGUUGUGACGUGUUAGCUAGAAAAAUGUUUUGUUUCAGUACAUGUUUUCAAUGGAUUUUGCAGGACAAAUUUUCAAUGAUGAAAAUAUAUUGAUUUAAAAUAUAUUUCUAGCUCGGACAUCAAAACAUGCCGGACAUGAUUUCCCGUUUUUUUUCAUUGAUUUUAGUUUCGUUGGUACAAAAUUAUACGCCAAUGGAAAGCAGAAAUCGUAAUUUACAAGAAAAUGUAGGGUUGCCUAAAGACAACUCUGUCCAAGAGUCAUCAGUCAGGGUUACCGCGCCUUAAAGUUAGAGAAUUCGAACAUGUUUUUAUGCUUGUCUGAUAACCCAACAAAUCUGAUACCAAUCGAGA
Messenger RNA from Maniola jurtina (meadow brown), 3907 nucleotides. It is a transcript of the gene Rel, whose product is annotated as nuclear factor NF-kappa-B p100 subunit-like. Gene Ontology annotation, molecular function: protein binding; DNA binding; DNA-binding transcription factor activity. The transcript has 22 exons. Gene Ontology annotation, biological process: regulation of DNA-templated transcription; inflammatory response; innate immune response. NCBI's taxonomy places the organism in Eukaryota, Metazoa, Arthropoda, Insecta, Lepidoptera, Nymphalidae. Gene Ontology annotation, cellular component: cytoplasm. The record is from RefSeq and is a predicted model, not a curated record. Bases 267 to 3101 code for a protein of 944 amino acids.